This is a messenger RNA of Trypanosoma conorhini, 1353 nucleotides long. RefSeq names its product putative long-chain-fatty-acid-CoA ligase. Lineage: Eukaryota; Euglenozoa; Kinetoplastea; Trypanosomatida; Trypanosomatidae. Gene Ontology annotation, cellular component: endoplasmic reticulum; membrane. Gene Ontology annotation, molecular function: long-chain fatty acid-CoA ligase activity. The transcript has a single exon. The coding region runs from base 1 to 1353 and encodes 450 amino acids. The record is from RefSeq and is a predicted model, not a curated record.
AUGCUCUCGCACGGGGCACUCAAGGCCGCCGUCGCGGCGUAUCAGGAGCGCCUCGACAUCACAAAGUUGGACGCGGACUGUCCGUCUCUGGCUGCCCACCGGAACCGUGAAGCUGGUACGACGCGUGGCGGUGAGGAGGAAGAGGAACGCCAGCGUCCCUGCUAUCUCGGCUAUUUGUCCUUUGCCCUUAUCACGGAGUUUGUCGCCGAGAAUGUCUUUCUGCAUCGCGGCUACCUCAUCUGCUACGGCACGCCGUUCACGCUCUAUCAGCGGCAGGGAAUGACGUCCGUGUUUCCACACGGCGACCUGUGGGAGUUCAAGCCGUUGGUGUUUGUUGGUGUGCCUUGCGUCCUCAACAAGCUGCGUCAGUGUUUGGGUCGCACCCUGCCCUCAAGCGGGUUUCUUUCCAGGAUUUUUCGUGUUGCCUUUGAGGAGCGUCGUCGCGCCAUCCGCUGCUGCCUGGAUACGCCAUUUCUGAAUAAUACCGUGUUCAGCACCCCACGUAAGUUGCUUGGUGGUCGCUGCCGCGCCGUCAUCUCCGCCGCCGCUCCCUUGUCUGCGGACACGCAAGAGUUUCUGGAGGUUGCCUGCGGCGUUUCUGUGUUGCAGACGUACGGACUGACAGAGAGCGGUGGGUGUGGCACGAUGCAGUACUUCUGGGACACCCAACGCGACUGCGUCGGGGGCUUGUUAGGGGCCGUGGAGCUGAAGCUUCGCGACGUGGGGCCGUGGCGGCACAGCAACGCCUGCCCGAGCGGAGAGGCGCUCUUGCGGGGGCCGACGCUGAUGUCAGGGUACUACGCACGCCCCACCGAAACGGCGCACGCGUUGGAUGACGAUGGCUGGCUGCACACUGGGGACGUCUUGGAGUUGCAGUGCAACGGUUCCCUUCGUGUCGUGGCAUGCGUCAAGCCCGUUGCGAAGAAUGCCCGCGGCAGCUGCAUUGAUCUGGACGCCCUCGAGCGAGUCUACACGCAGCACCCGCUUUGCAUUCCACGCGGAGUUUGCGUGCUGGUGCACCCCCACCGCUCCUACAUCGCCGCCAUUGUCCUGACCGACGAGGCGCGGGCGCGUCGUUUCCUGCAGCAGAGUACUGAGUCCAACGCUUCGCACUACCCGUGGCCGUACUUUCUGCGUGAGGCGGCGUUCAACCGCGCGGCGGCAGAGUCGAUGGCGUCACUCGCCCGCAACGCGGGGCGAAGCUCGCACGAGUGCGUGCGCACGGUGAGGGUCCUGCUUGACGAGUGGUGCUGCGAGAAUGGCGUGCUGACGGCCACCGGGGCCAUCCGCCGAGGGGCGGUGGAGCGGCGCUACGCCGGCGUCAUCAGGGGGCUCUUUGAGGAGGAUGACUAG